Oldenlandia corymbosa var. corymbosa is the source of this 564-nucleotide messenger RNA. Lineage: Eukaryota; Viridiplantae; Streptophyta; Magnoliopsida; Gentianales; Rubiaceae. The record is from the annotation of a GenBank genome assembly.
AUGUCUUCGUCUACAUCAUCCCCUGCAGAAACUGGCUCAAAGGUUAAACCUUUCUCCGUUCUCUUUGUUUGCCUUGGCAACAUCUGUAGGAGUCCAGCUGCUGAAGGUGUAUUCAGGGACUUGGUCAAGAAGAAGGGCCUUGAAUCUAAGUUUAAUAUUGAUUCUGCUGGCACCAUCAACUACCAUGAGGGUGAUCAAGCUGAUCCAAGAAUGAGGGCCGCCUCAAAAAACCGUGGAGUUGAGAUAACUUCGAUAUCAAGACCAAUUAGGCGAUCUGAUUUUAUUGAUUUUGAUCUUAUUCUCGCAAUGGACAGGUCAAAUAGAGAGGAUAUCCUUUCAGCAUUUGAGAAAUGGAGGCAUAGAGAACCUUUGCCUGACGCUGCAGCUAAGAAGGUUCGACUAAUGUGCUCUUAUUGUAAGAAGCAUAAGGAAACUGAAGUCCCCGAUCCUUAUUAUGGUGGAGCAAAGGGUUUCGAGAAGGUUUUAGAUUUACUUGAAGAUGCCUGUGAAUCCCUACUGGAAAGCAUAUUAGGGGAAAACCCACAUUUGGUGGAUUCCUCAUGA